Molecule: messenger RNA, 1224 nt
Organism: Copidosoma floridanum
Lineage: Eukaryota; Metazoa; Arthropoda; Insecta; Hymenoptera; Encyrtidae
Source: RefSeq, a predicted model, not a curated record
AUGAUUUUAAAACUAAUAAGUACAUUAGUGUUGGUACUAGCUUCAGGUAUCGGUCAUACGAGUUCUACUCCUAUUGGGACAUCAGCAGCACCGUCAGAUGAUUGGGGAAACUUGUUUUUCGAAACCAUUAGUGCAGUACUCUCAGCGGAUCCUGCAACCUUCAUAAAUAAUGCUGCUGCUGACAUAACUAAGUUUGGAAUAGAGACAGCAAAAUCACUUACGCCAUCUGAUGAGUCAUUUCGACCAAAAGAGUUCUACACAGAGAGUGCAACUAAAUUAUCAGGAGGUUCAAAAGAGUGGUUGACUCAAGAUACUGCUGGGUUACGGACACCUACUAAUGAGAAAGUAAAGGUAGCCGUAAACGUACCUGGCCAGUUUUCAGCGUUUACUACGAAUGUAAAAUAUCCACUGACAACUGAUACUUUUAAAUCAUCGAUAUAUAAUAAAGAUUCGGUUAACUUGGCAGUGAAUACUCCUACUAAGCUGCCAGAAUUUAAAGCAGAAAUAAAUAAUCCGUUCACAUAUGCUGGAUUAUUGAGCCCAGCGAAUGAACAAGUAAGAUUAGCGACAAAUGCACCUGUUAGAUUACCAGGGCUUAGGACAGAUAUACAAUUUCAACCAACAACUGAUGCUGUUGGAGCAUCGCUGUAUACAAAUAAGCAAUCUUCAUUAGCUACAGAUGCACAAAGUAUGUUACAAUCAAAUGUUACUGGACCCGUGGAAUUAAAAACACAGGCACAGGAUGUAUCGGCAAAUAUGACUGCUGGGCGGAUAGGAUUCACGACAGAAAUUACAAAUCCGUCAACAAUUAAUGCUUCUAAAUCAUCGACAUCAAUCGAGAAAUCAGCGAAUUCAACAAUAAAUAAAUCUUCUGAACAGUCUUCAUUAGCUACAGAUGCACAAAGUAUGUUACAAUCAAAUGUUACUGGACCCGUGGAAUUAAAAACACAGGCACAGGAUGUAUCGGCAAAUAUGACUGCUGGGCGGAUAGGAUUCACGACAGAAAUUACAAAUCCGUCAACAAUUAAUGCUUCUAAAUCAUCGACAUCAAUCGAGAAAUCAGCGAAUUCAACAAUAAAUAAAUCUUCUGAACAGUCUUCAUUAGCUACAGAUGCACAAAGUAUGUUACAAUCAAAUGUUACUGGACCCGUGGAAUUAAAAACACAGGCACAGGAUGUAUCGGCAAAUAUGACUGCUGGGCGGAUAGGAUUCAACACCCGUUGA